CUCCUACAAUAUAUAACCAGGUUUAGGCAGAGCUCCGAACACUCAGGCAGGGGCUCCUCAGCUGCAUAUGCCACACUCAGUUCAGGACCUGGAAUAAGGAGGAUUUCCAAGACGCACAAUGGCACAAGAUAAGCUCACCGGAACCUUGGUUUUCACUGUCUUCACUGCUGUGCUGAGUUCCUUCCAGUUUGGGUAUGAUAUUGGUGUGAUCAACGCGCCCGAAGAGACAAUAAAAUCCCAUUACAGACAUGUUUUGGGUGUUCCACUGGAUGACCGAAAGGCUAUCAACAGCUAUACUAUCAACGAUACAGAGGCACUGUCCACCACCCCUGUGUACCCAACAUCACCCCCUGGGUCUGAGCAAGACACUAUGACACCUGAUGGCCUCAUCACCAUGUUCUGGUCCCUGUCUGUGUCCAGCUUUGCAGUUGGUGGAAUGAUUGCAUCAUUCUUUGGUGGGUGGCUUGGAGACAAGCUUGGAAGAAUCAAAUCCCUCUUGGUAGCAAACAUCUUCUCAUUAGUUGGAGCGCUCUUGAUGGGGUGUUCAAAAUUGGGACCAUCUCAUAUACUUAUAAUUGCAGGAAGAGGCAUAUCAGGACUCUACUGUGGGCUCAUUUCAGGCCUGGUUCCCAUGUAUAUUGGGGAAAUUGCUCCAACUACACUCAGGGGCGCCCUUGGAGCUCUUCACCAGCUGGCUCUUGUCACUGGCAUUCUUAUUAGUCAGAUUGUGGGACUUGACUCUGUCCUGGGCAAUAAUCAUCACUGGCAUAUCCUGCUUGGCCUGUCUGCUGUGCCAGCCCUCCUCCAGAUUCUGCUACUAUUUUUCUGUCCAGAAAGUCCAAGAUACCUUUACAUCACGUUGGAGGAGGAAGUCAAAGCAAAGAAAAGCUUGAAAAGAUUAAGAGGAAGUGAUGAUAUAAGCAAAGACAUUAAUGAGAUGAGAAAAGAAAAAGAAGAAGCAUCAAGUGAGCAGAAAGUCUCUAUCAUUCAGCUCUUUACCAACUCCAGCUGCCGGCAGCCUAUUAUAGUGGCACUGAUGCUGCACAUGGCUCAGCAAUUUUCUGGAAUCAAUGGGAUCUUUUACUACUCAACCAACAUUUUUCAGAAAGCUGGGAUCAGGAAACCUGUUUAUGCAACCAUUGGAGUAGGUGCUAUCAACACAGUUUUCACUGCUCUCUCCGUAUUCCUUGUGGAGAAGGCUGGGCGACGUUCUCUGUUUCUGAUCGGAAUGGUUGGGAUGUUUUUCUGUAACAUCUUCAUGUCCCUGGGACUCGUGCUACUGGAUAAGUUCACGUGGAUGAAUUAUGUGAGCAUGGUAGCCAUCUUCCUCAAUGUCAGUUUCUUUGAAAUUGGGCCAGGCCCAAUCCCCUGGUUCAUAGGGGCAGAGCUUUUCAGUCAAGGACCACGCCCAGCUGCCUUAGCACUCGCUGCCUUCAGCAACUGGGUCUGCAACUUCCUGGUGGCCCUGUGUUUCCCGUACUUGGCGGAAUUCUGUGGGCCUUAUGUGUUUUUCCUCUUCUCUGGAGUGGUCUUGGGUUUUACCCUAUUCACAUUUUUUAAAGUUCCAGAAACCAAAGGAAAAUCUUUUGAGGAAAUUGCUGCAGAAUUCCGAAAGAAGGGCAGAUCGGCCGAACGACCAAAGCCCGCGGUUGAAAUGGAAUUCCUUGGUGCUACAGAGACUGCAUAAAGAUAACCUGCUUUUUUAUAUGAACAAAACAGGAAGGAAACUGUGUUUUUAAGUGAUUCCUUGAGAAUUUUAUAUCUACAUCUUCAAGUAUUGUUUUAUUUGUUAAGAGCCUUUAUGGGCUCUGAUCAGAAAUGUCAUCAAAUAUUACCACAGAAAGUAUUAUUUUAUGUUAGAGAAUCUAUUUUUGAUGAUAGAUUCUAUGGCUAAGUAAAUCAAAAAGGUCAGCUCAUUUCACUGCACUAAUGGGCAAACAUGUUCCAAUGUUCCCAGCCCUGUUUUUAUAACAAGUGUCUUCUGAAGUUUUGAAAUUGAAGAAAUUUUAAUGUAUCAUAUUUUUGCUUUGUUAAAUAUCUAAGAAAUCUGAAGAUACAACUAAUAUUUAUAUAUUUGAAUAGUAUUAAAUAGGACUUUUCUUACCCAAAGCUCCCAAACUAAAGGAGGUAUAGCUAACAGUACUAAGAUUCACAUGAAAAUUGAAUUUUCAAUUUCUCUUACUCAAAUUUUUUUUUUUUUUUUUGACAGGCAGAGUGGACAGUGAGAGAGAGAGACAGAGAGAAAGGUCUUCCUUUGGCUGUUGGUUCACCCUCCAAUGGCCGCCAUGGCCGGCGCAUCGCGCUGAUCCGAAGGCCAGGUGCUUCUCCUGGUCUCCCAUGGGGUGCAGGGCCCAAGCACUUGGGCCAUCCUCCACUGGGCCAUAGCAGAGAGCUGGCCUGGAAGAGGGGCAACCGGGACAGAAUCCAGCGCCCUGACUGGGACUAGAACCCUGUGUGCCGGUGCCGCUAGGCGGAGGAUUAACCUAUUGAGCCACGGCCCCAGCUCAACUUUUUUCUUAUUAGAACUUUUAUGUUCUUUAAACUUCUAUUUUUAUGUGGAAUGUUUUAUUUAAUAUGUUAAAUAUGCUUUAAAAGAAAAACUUUUUUUUGGCCGGCAUACCAAAAAUCUUUAAGUACUAAGUAAAAAAUAUUUUAGUUCCUUUGUUGGAUGAGCAAAUGAUUUUUGCAAGAUUAAAUACUAAAAUGUUUGUACCUGGUCAUACAGCCUGAGUUACCAGUUAAUAUUAUAUUAUAAUAUUAUAUUAAUAUUAUAAAACCAUAUUAAUUCCUUGAUUAUUCAAUCUUUUAGUUAUAUUUUAUUUUGCUUUUUAGUUGAGCACAGCCAGGUGUUCUGAGCUGUAUUAUAAAAUAUCUAAAACAAUAAAGACAUUGUACAUUGUCCCAUGUUAUAUCACUCUAACUUUAGGAAAUCUGAAGUAAAAGAUUUCUCUCUUAAGAAAAUGUUUUCUAAAUUAUUAUUUCUCAAAACCAGUUGAAAAGGUAGGGUUAGAGGAUUCCUAAAAGUGGGCUCCUAAAACUUCAUGAAUGUUCAUUUUCAAACUAAAACAAACUCCCUAUUUAAUUUGCCCAGAAAGACUGCAUUCCCUAAUAUAAAAUAAGUAUACCCUUUAACAUUUUCUUGUAGGUCUUAAUAGUACACAGAUUUCGUCUGAAAUGCUUUCUUGUCUAACCCCUGUACAAGUAUGAUUUUUCUCCUAGCUUGUUCAAAGCAUAAAAAUUAGACUUUUUGGUCUGGCCACUUACCUGGUACAUCUAGCCAUUGCUCUCAAGACAUGCAAGAAGGGGACUUUUUUUAUUUUUUUAAGAUGUAUUUUGGGGAGUGCUGUGGUAUAGGGGGUAAAGCCGCCACCUGCAGUGCCAGUAUCCCAUAUGGGCACCGGUUCAAAUCCCAGCUGCUGCACUUCUGAUCCAGCUCUCUGCUAUGGCCUGGGAAAGCAGUAGAAAAUGACCUAAGUCCUUGGGCCGCUGUACCCAUGUGGAAGACCCAGAAGAAGCCCCUGGCUCCUGGCUUUGGAUCAGCACAGCUCCGGCUGUUGCAGUCAUCUGGGGAAUGAACCAGUGUCCGGAAGACCUCUCUUUCUCCCUCUGCUUCUCUUUUUUAAGAUUUAUUUAUUUAUUUAUUUGGAAUGCAGAGUUACAGAGAAAGGAAAGAGAGAUCUUUAUCUGUUUGGUUUACUUCCUUAAUUGCCAUAACAGCAGAGACUUGGCCAGGCACAAGCCAGGAGCCUGAAACUUCAUUGGGUCUCCAAUGUUGCAGGCAGGGGCCCAAGUACUAGGGCCAUCUACUGCUGCUUUUCUAGAUGCAUUAGCAGGGAGCUGGACCGGAAGUGGAAUAGUUGGGGCUGGAAAGGGCAACCAUAUGGGAUGCUGGUGUCUUGGCCUGUGGUUUAACCUGCUGCAUUAUAACACCGACCCCAGAAAUUUAUUUUAAGAAUUAAUUAUUUAUUUGAAAGGCAGAAUUACAGAGAGGCAGAGAGAGAGAGAGAGAGAGAGAGAGAGAGAGAGAGAGAGAAAGGUCUUCCACCUGAUGGUUCACUCCCCAGAUAGCCACAACAGCUGCAGCUAACUGGAUCUGAAGCCAGGAGCUUGGAGCCUCUUCUGGGUCUCCCACGUGGGUGCAGGGGCCCCAGGGGUUGUGCCAUCUUCUAUUGCUUUCUCAGAACACAGCAGGGAGUUGGAUCAGAAGUGGAGCAGCCAGGUCUCAAACUGGUGCCCAUAUGGGAUGCUGGCACUGUAGGCAGCGGCUUUACCCGCUACACCACAGCACUGGCCCAGGGAGAUGGUUUUAUCUAACUUCCUCCUCCCUACUUUCUGUGCCAUGGUCUAAACCGUAAUGCAUGCUGACAUACAGUAAGACACUGUUUCUCUCCCACCCCAACUUAGGGAAAUCACAGUAUAAUAGAAAUCGAAGACGCUUUGAGUUUUAGUAUGCACCUCUGUGUCUUUUGACUUCCAUAAACCUGGAUUUUGGGUCCUUUCUUGUAAAAUGGGCAUAAAAAUGUCACCUACCUCAGAUCUGCUAUGACUAUUAAAAUAUUAAGCAUAGUGCCUGGUACAAAGAGGUAUUCAAUAAAUGUUACCUAGAAUUACUAUUCACAGAGAUAGUGUUGGCAUAAAGGAGUAUCAUAUGUAAUAUAGUUACAAAUUUUUCUUUUGAAAAAAAGUAGCUUUAUAAGUUCAAAAUAAUAUUUUUUUAAGAUUUAAAAGCAAGAAAGUCAGAGGCCUCCAGCCAGAGUGGCAUGGAGGGGGGCUCCAAGAGAGGCAAAACCCAAAGGGGAUGGUGGUAUUGGGGUUUUCAAGCACAAUUUUGGGGAAGAAAAAAAAUUUAUCAGCUAGACAUUCAGUUUACAAGGUGGGAACAAACCAAAAUAAUAUUUUCUUAAUUCAGAAACAAUCCCAUAACAUUAAGGAAAUGGAAAGAACCAGGAGAUAUAAGACAAUCUAAUUCCUAAAUCCAAACUUGCUAUUUCUCAGUAAGUUUAUUAGAAUUUUUAUUGUAUUUUUAUAACUUUUGCCUAAGUUAUGUCAUUUUAAGGGAUCCCUAUGUAAUAUUAUUUCUUUGGAUAAUACUAAGUACAAAUAAAAUGCUGUAUAUCAAUUUUAAAUAUAAUUUGAUAUAUUUGUCAGUUUGUCACAGGACAAGAUCAAAGUUGUUAAUAAUUCUCAAAAAUUGCAAAAGUGUUACAUAAUGUAAAUCAGUGUGUAUGCAUAAACUGCUUCUUUUUCAUAGCUUACUUGUUGCCUGUUUAGCAAAUAAUGCAGUGGUAAGGCAAUAUCUUGUGCUUACAGCAUUUAAGCAGAAGUGAUAAGUUGUGUAAAAAAACUACCUAUCUCUAUCUUUAUCUAUCUAUCUGUAUAUAUCUAUCUAAAUUUUCCUUACAAUUUUCUAUUAGUGACAUGGGCAGAAAAGGUUUAUAGCUAACCACUCUUAGCCAUCUGCUAUUUGGUGCACGUUAAAAAAAGAACUAUCAAGAAAAGAAACUGCUUUUAUUUAAAAUAUAUAUACACUAUAAUUUUAUGUCAAUAAAUGUAUUUAUGAAUGUUUA
Oryctolagus cuniculus (rabbit) is the source of this 5567-nucleotide messenger RNA. RefSeq names its product solute carrier family 2 member 2 (gene SLC2A2). The record is from RefSeq and is a predicted model, not a curated record. Gene Ontology annotation, molecular function: D-glucose transmembrane transporter activity. Gene Ontology annotation, cellular component: plasma membrane; brush border. Lineage: Eukaryota; Metazoa; Chordata; Mammalia; Lagomorpha; Leporidae. Gene Ontology annotation, biological process: dehydroascorbic acid transport.